GGAUUACAUUAGUGCUUUGGGAAAUGCAUUAUCGAAACGAUACUCGUUCUUGAACUAGAUACUUCAUGAGAAGCGUGUACAUUUAAUCCCCGCAAUAAUCUUCGCGUAAAAGCAGGGUCGGUUCAAUUCUUUGGAAACUCGGAAAAAUGGGCGAUCAUAUUACUGAAAGCAACGUUUUCUCGAUUCUGGAAAAAAUUUGCGAAAACGAGGGUUCCUUGAAAAUUAGCGAGUCAGUUUUGAUUGGCAUUUCAAAGGCCCUGGCAGAUUUGAAGCAGAUUUGGGCGAAGCUCGGUUUGUCCCAGGAUGAACAAGCCGAAAAACUCGCAGAAUUUUCACAACGCAUUUUGGACAGUAUUGAUGAAUAUUGCGACAAUGUGCAAAACGCGCUUCGUGAUUCCAUAAAUGCUAAUGUGAAGCUGAGCGAGGCGAUUGACUCUUUAUGCAAAGAAAUGAACCUUGAUCGAACGAAAAUGCAUGAAAUCGUUGGAUCAGAGGACACAAUUUUCCAGCUUCAUCAAAAGUUAAGCACCGAAUUCAACUGGUUGCUGGGCAUCAAAGAAAGCACUUGCGCCGAAAUGACGGCGUUGCGUCAAGAGGAACAAGAGUUGAUUCGAACCAUGGAAGACAUUCCUUGUCUUCCGUACGACCCCGAAAAAUUCCCAACAGAUCUAGAUUUCAGGGAAAUCAACAGUCAGUUGUCAAUGUUGAAGGCCGAGAAAGAAAUCCGAAGCCGAAGAGCCGCCGAAUCCCGCUUGAAAAUUCUCCACUUUUGGGAUCUACUCGGGAAGAAGCCGACGGAAGCGUUUGAAAAGGAUAUACUUUCUAAUAAAAUGGUCCUGUCGCAAAAGAAUUUGGAGCUUUUGCAGAAAUUGGAACUCAAUUUGAGAGGAAAGAGGGACGAUGCCAAUAAGGAGCUUCAAGCGAAAAAAGAAGAAAUUGAGUCGCUGUGGAAACGUUUGGAUUAUGACCCGCUGUUGAGGGAGAGUUUUCGAAAAAAUUUCGGCAUCACAGACUGUCAACUUGCCAAGGUUAAAUAA
Messenger RNA from Notodromas monacha, 1037 nucleotides. Lineage: Eukaryota; Metazoa; Arthropoda; Ostracoda; Podocopida; Cyprididae. The record is from the annotation of a GenBank genome assembly.